UUAAUAAGUGCCUUGUCAACCAUACAUUAAUUCUCACAUCUCUACCCUUUCCCUCUCUUUCUCUUCCUCACUCGUAGCUUGUGGCUCUGCUAUUGUUUCCAAGCCAUUGUCUUUUCUUAAGAUACGCGAAGAUGAAGAAAGCAAGCAUUGCCAUGUCUGUUCUUGUUUUAAUGUUUCUUACCGUAGUUCAGAACAAUGCUAACAUCACUGAGGUCCCAAGUCCACAGCCACAGCCACAGCCACAGCCAAACCACAAUCACGACAAUCCCACUCACGGCACUACUGAAGGCAGCCUCCAUCCUCAAGAAUGUGCGCCACGUUGCAGUACAAGAUGCUCGAAGACACAAUACAAGAAACCAUGUUUGUUCUUUUGCCAGAAAUGCUGUGCAAAGUGCUUGUGUGUGCCUGAAGGCACUUAUGGUAACAAACAAUCCUGCCCUUGUUACAAUAAUUGGAAGACCAAGAGAGGAGGUCCCAAAUGUCCUUGAACACUCUUUCCUAUUUUAAUUUCCAUAAAAAAAAAAAAAAAUUAUCUCUAUUGGAUUUCUAAAUGUUGCAUAGAAAAAUAAAUUUCCUUUUGCUAUUAAUGUAUUUAUGUUGUUAAUUUUCUUUUCGAGCGUUAAGAGAAGCGUAAUAUUUAAUGCUACAACGCUUGUAGUUAAUAUUAUUUAUUCCUUUAUUCUUAUUGGAAAAAAA
Molecule: messenger RNA, 696 nt
Organism: Jatropha curcas
Lineage: Eukaryota; Viridiplantae; Streptophyta; Magnoliopsida; Malpighiales; Euphorbiaceae
Source: RefSeq, a predicted model, not a curated record